Molecule: messenger RNA, 1227 nt
Organism: Folsomia candida
Lineage: Eukaryota; Metazoa; Arthropoda; Collembola; Entomobryomorpha; Isotomidae
Exons: 7
Coding region: 30-995 (321 amino acids)
Source: RefSeq, a predicted model, not a curated record
ACAAAUCCAAUGUCCUGAACGUUCCGACCAUGCAGAAAAAAUUUUAUGGAUUCAGCAUCCAGUCCGUGCUUUUGGGAACCGAAUCCACUAGAAGAAUUUUAAAUGAAAAAAUUCCGGCCAAAAGGAUGCUAAUCCGGGAAGAUAGGAUUGCAGUGACUAAUGCGUUGGUUGAUGCUUUGAUAGCAAAUUUAGGAGUUAGUCCAAGCAAAGAAGCUUUACAUCAAUUAGCAUUGGAUUUAGUGACUAGUUAUCCAGAACUAGGAGAUUCUAGGAAGAAGAAUUUUGGAUCUACAAUGUGGUUCCAAAAUAUCACUCAUGGUUCAGGAUCACCAGGUUAUUUAAUGGAACGCAUUAAAAACCAGCGCAAGAAAUUGGAGUCACGUAAAAACACCGACUAUCAUGACGAGACAGAUAUUUUGUCCUCGUGCUGGGAUUCUGAACUUGAUGAUGAUAACCCUGAGCCGGAUGAAAAAGUUUUAGAAUUUUUACGACAGAAUAAGGGUCAGGAUGUUCUUCCUACUAUGAAAUCUUCCACAUUUAUGAGGCGAACUGUAAUUCGCGAAGAAAUGCAACAGAACUUGGUAGGGUUUCGAAGGAUCCCGUCAAUUUUACCACGCUUGUUUGAUAUUAAGGGAAUGAUUGUUGAAGACUUCAAUUCGAGACAUCCAAGGCUUAGUCUUGUGAUGUAUGAGCGGUGGCCGAAAGCCUCGAAAUUGCUCCUCACCUAUGCAGAGGAAAGUGGCGUUGAUUAUCAAAAAAAAUUGGAUAUUCGAAAGCCAAGGUGUGACUUAACUGGGGAUGACAUAGCAUUGAUUGCGUUCAGCCUCCUGCCACAUAUUCUCCCAUCCUGUGCUCGUAAAAUAAACCCUGCGCCCACUGGGGACAAUAAUAUUAGUCAGUCGGACAGCGGUCCUAAGCCAAAGCGAGUUAAGAGAUCAAUAAAAGCAACAGAUUUGGAUGCUCGGAAUAGCUUGAUAAUAUUUAGAUCUCCUUAGAUACAUGGAUUAAAAGCUUUAGUGUUUUCUACCUGCCCCCUCCGGUUGAAGCAAAAAAUGUAUGGUUAUUUUUGUUACACGGUAUAGCUGGAAAACCCUGCGAUAACUCAACAUUAACCCCGGUUGUGCAAGCUCUAAUCGGCCAAAUAAUGCCCAGGUUGUAAUUUUAACUAGUAAAUUAUAUUUUAUUAGUGAAAUUUUUAAUUGUUGCAAUAUUUUAAGCAAUACUGUU